GCGCAGCGCGCGGGGCAGGAAAGGCGCGGGCAGGCGGGGGAGGUGUCGCGAUGGCGCUCUGCGCGCCGGGCGGAGGGAGGAGAUGAAACCGCAGAUGCCGAGGCAGUCGGGGAGUGAGGCGCGCGCGGGCGCCCAGCUCCGACCCGGUGCUUGCAGCCGCUGGCGGCGAGCCGGGAAGGGAACAGGUUACCCCCCGGCCCGGGCCACUCGGGCCCCAGGGGAAGAAUCCGGGGCAGCCGGCGCCGGCUCUGCCUGGCCCGUAACCGACUAGCUCCCGGCGGGGCUCGGAGCUCGCGCCCGGCGGAGCCCGGGGAGGGGUCCCCACCCCCCUCCGCCGCAUCCCACGCCGGUCCCCUCGGAUGCGCUCGCUGCCUCGGUGGGGGCUUCGGGCUAGAUGACGGUGGACAGCAGCAUGAGCAGUGGGUACUGCAGCCUGGAGGAGGAUCCGGAGGAUUACUUCUUCACUGCUAAGACCACCUUUUUCAGGAAUGUGCAGAGCAAACGUCCUUCGAAGAAUGUCUGUAAACCCGCGGAGGACACGCGGCCCCCGCCCACGCUGCAGGAGAUCAGGCAGAAGAUCGAGAGCUACAACAGCCGGGAGAAUGACUGCCUGAGCAUGAAGCUGAGUGAAGACGGCACCUACACGGGUUUCAUCAAAGUGCAUUUGAAACUUCGGCGGCCGGUGACGGUGCCUGCUGGGAUCCGGCCCCAGUCCAUCUAUGAUGCCAUCAAGGAAGUGAACCUGGCGGCCACCACAGACAAGAGGACAUCGUUCUACCUGCCGCUCGAUGCCAUCAAGCAGCUGCACAUCAGCAGCACCACCACGGUCAGUGAGGUCAUCCAGGGGCUGCUCAAGAAGUUCAUGGUUGUGGACAAUCCCCAGAAGUUUGCACUUUUUAAGCAGAUACACAAGGACGGGCAAGUGCUCUCCCAGAAACUCUCCGUGGCUGACUGCCCCCUCUACCUGCGCCUCCUCGCUGGGCCUGACACUGAUGUCCUCAGUUUUGUGCUGAAGGAGAAUGAAACUGGAGAGGUGGAGUGGGAUGACUUCUCCAUCCCUGAGCUCCAGAACUUCCUAACAAUCCUGGAAAAAGAGGAGCAGGACAAAAUCCAGCAAGUGCAGAAGAAGUAUGACAAGUUUAGGCAGAAACUGGAGGAGGCCUUAAGAGAAUCUCAGGGCAAACCUGGCUAACCGGUCCUGCUGCCUCUUCUCUCGAUGCCCACAGAUUUAUUUUUAUUAUUAAUUAUUAUUUUGCAACAGACACUUUUUCUCAGGACGCCUCUGGUGGGUGCAUUUGUGUCCGCCCAGCAGUUCCAGAUGUGGCACAGAAUCUCUGAAGGACAUGUGUGUGUGCCGGGUCGGGUCCACCCCCCACCACCACCACCACGCUGGGCCCUCUGGACACUGCCAAGGAGCAGCGCUCAUGUGAAUGAACAACCAUCGUGCUCUUGCAAUCUGCAAGCCUUUCACAAACCAAAUAGUUGCCUCUCUCGUCACCAAACUGGAACCGUUCACACUAGCCGGCAAAGAAAAGGAAAAAGGUUUUAGAAAUAUGUAUUCUUUCUCUGGCUUUUAUUCUUCUUCAAUUUCUCUCUUAUUUGCUACCCACAGUACCUUUAUUUAUGAGUCAAAAAUUGUAGCAUAUUCCUUUAGCAGGUCUGAGCUAAGCCCUGGAAAGCAAGAUAAUGCUCAUGAAAGGAUUGUCCCCCACUGUCCUAAGGUGCCCGUUGUUCAUGCUUAAGGGAAAGUCAUAAAGCCACUGGUCCCAGACGCUCAGGUAAGGAGCACCAAAGCUGAGGCUGGCUCAGAGAUCGCCAGAGAAGCUGCAGCCUGCCCUGGUCCUGACCCUCAUCGCCCAAGUCUGUGCACAUAUAAACCCAAAUAUAUAUCUGCGUGUAUGUGGUACUUAGCCAUAUCUUUGUCAACAACUGUUUAAGUUACAAAUUUAUAUUUAAUAUUGCCAUCAUCCUCCUGGGUUUCCACCAAAGGGAAACCAGCCAUUCACCAUGUUAAAAGUCUCCCGCUGAGUAUGGAAAUCAGGCAGUCAGAGAAAGCCAAAAAGCCUUGCAGAAAAAUGCAUCCAAGCUGUCUGCAGCCUUCCCCCAGCAGAGAGCAAGGGGGCCUGCCUGCCUUGGUUUCCCCCUGCACCUCCAGCACUGCCUCUCUCCUCCCACUGGGACUCUGCAGUAUCCAGGUGCUGCCAGAGGAGCUGCCUCCAUUACAGAGGGGGACCCUCCAACUCAGCCAGCUUGGAGUCACUUGUGUUCCACAGGCCGGGCCAGCCCGUGGCACUGCGCUCCCUCUGUGAGCCCGUGGGCUGGCCUUCUGCUGACCUCAGUGCCUUUUUGUUUUCAGAGAGUGACAGGAGCAGGGCGUUUGCUUGAAGCUCUGCUGCUGGCUUGCCCCUGCCAGGAAGUGGACCACGGGGGUGCGGGAGACACGGCCAGGAGAGCCCUCGCUCCAAGUAUGGGGCGAGCAAGGGCCAAAGACCUUCUUCCCAUCUAAGGUCCUGAGCUUUGACUUCCAAGAAGUGAUGUCAAACCACAUGCACAGGGCAGAUCAGAUUCCCAACUCGACAUUUGUACUGGCUCCUUGUUUAGGUUCAAACUUAAAAAU
Molecule: messenger RNA, 2617 nt
Organism: Ceratotherium simum simum (southern white rhinoceros)
Lineage: Eukaryota; Metazoa; Chordata; Mammalia; Perissodactyla; Rhinocerotidae
Gene: RASSF5
Product: Ras association domain family member 5
Biological process (GO): signal transduction
Cellular component (GO): nucleus
Source: RefSeq, a predicted model, not a curated record